Kwoniella botswanensis is the source of this 1428-nucleotide messenger RNA. RefSeq lists its product as uncharacterized. Lineage: Eukaryota; Fungi; Basidiomycota; Tremellomycetes; Tremellales; Cryptococcaceae. The transcript is spliced from 4 exons. The coding region runs from base 1 to 1428 and encodes 475 amino acids. The record is from RefSeq and is a predicted model, not a curated record.
AUGUCCGAGUAUCAGGCUCGUAAGGCCCGGAUGUUGGAGCUGCAGCGAGAGAAGGAAGAAGAACUGAAAAGGGAAUUAGCAGCAAAGGCAGCGAGGGAGAAACAGCUGGCCAAAGAAGCUGAAGAGCUCCGAAAACGGCAAGAGGCAGCUGCCAAGGAGGCUCGUCGGAUUGAACUGAUGAGAGCGAACGAAGCGUUGAACAAGAAGGCCGAAGCUGGGCAGAAGAAGGAACUAGAGUAUGAUCCUUUCGCUGAAGAUGCUAAGCCUGUUUCUAUAGUGGUCAAGCCGUUAGCCAAACCCACUGCCCACGCCCACGCCCACGCCAAAGCCGGCCCUUCAUCAUCCAAACAAUCCGUACCCGGUCCAUCCUCGAAGCUACACACCACCACCACCAAUACCAUCUCGCGUAAUCAUGCUAAACAGAAGGCACAAUCGCAUUCGCCCCCUCCGCUAGGAAGAAAAGAGCGAGCAGCCAAAGCAUUCGCUCAAUCCGCCAAAAAGUCCGCUGGGGAUUCUUUAUUCUCUAUUAGAUCGUUGGUCGAAUCGAGAGAUCAACCUCACUCGCCUAGUGGUGGAAGCGGGGGUAUACCGAUAAACCGGACUUACUCUGCUGGUAAUUUAGGUUCUGGAUCAGGUUCGUCAUCGUCUUAUAAGGGAUCAUCAAGUAUAGCUGUGCAUGGUAUAGGGAUGAGUAAUGGCUUGAAAAGGGACCCCAACCAGAGUAGACAGAUACCUGGGAAACUACCUAAAUCGACUAGGGAACAAUUGAAUAGUCAAGCCAAGAUUGAUGGGUUGAGGAAAUUGUGUCCUGAUAGAGCUACAAGGGAUAGAAGGACGAUAGAAGAGAUUCAGAGGGAUAUAAAAGCGAAAAAGGGUGGGAGUGGGAGUGUAUCACCAUUACCGCCUUUACCUUCAUCGGCUGGUAAAGGAAAAGAAAGAUCACCGAUCAAAAUCAAUCCUACAUCAUCGACGUCAUUACCUAAAUCGCAUAUAUCAAAUUCAAACAAACCUCCGGCCAAAGAAAUUUCGAGACCACCCAAAAGACGACCCUCUCCCUCUUCUUCAGACUCCGAUUCAGAUUCGUCUAGUGAUUCUUCCCCACCUCGAAAAAAAUUUGACCCGUACUCUCGUCGAUCGCGUUCUCCACCUGUACGUCUCAACGAACAUUCAUCCCAUCUGGACAUAAGGGAUGAGAUACAGAAAUUGUUCAGAAGACCCGGUGCGUCCAACAGACCGACGUAUCGGGAUGAAUAUAGUGAUUCCGGGUCGGAUAUGGAGGCUGGAUUGAGCGAUGUAGAAGAAGAAGAGAGAAGGACGGCUAGGAUAGCAAGGAGGGAAGAUGAGUUGGCGGAAAGGGAGGAGAGAGAACAUAGGUUGGCGAAAUUGAAGAGAAAGAAAGAAAUUGAGAAAAAGGGUAAGGGAAAGUAA